AUUGCGUGUAUGAGAGAUGGCAGAUACAGAAAACUUCUACUAAAGCUGCUGUGACUGCGCCUCCUGCCCAGAUGACGAGUGGACAAAGAAGCAUGAAAGGGGUGGUCUCUGACUGGUGCUGAGUUCUUUCAUGGAUCUGGGGGUCUGCAGUGCAGACAGAUUUACUAACUGAUAGGUGGUCGCGUUUUGUUUGGCGGGGCAGCUCUCUUGUAAAAAUAUUGCAGUGAAACCCUUAUAGUGCUUCCUCUUUACAGGACUGAGGGGAAGACAUGGCUUCCAUGUAGUCCAAGGCUGCAGAGGCUGCAGAGAGAGAAAGAAGGAGCCAUACCGAACAAGUAAUUACGAGGUGAUGAACUGGAGACAAGACAAAGUCUAGCAUUCCUCUACCUACAGCAUCUGUACCCAAGCUGCAAAGUCAGGAGAAAGGAGAACUGCGCAAGCCCUGAAGGAAGUUACCAAAGCCUUCCCCUUAUAUCUCUUUCCUUGAGCGCAGGAGGUACGCCACCCAGGAGACGCGUCUAAGCCGCUGUGGAAUGCGUCUGCCUGUGGUCAAGUGGAGUUAGGUAAAAGGGACCCUUCCGAAGACCUUGCUUCCUUGUGUUUUAUACAGUGGCCCUGCCUUUUCUUACGAUGACCACUGAACCACCGCAGCCACAGCUGGAGCCCCCAGCGACACUCAGAUCGAGUCCGACACCUGGAGCCCUGCAGUCUGUGCUGCUAAGCCAACAGUCCACAGCAAUGGACACGUCGGCGUCCUCGAAGGGCAAAAAGAACAGCUCUGGGCUGAGGCGCCCAGAGAAGCCUCCCUAUUCGUACAUUGCUCUCAUCGUGAUGGCCAUUCAAAGUUCUCCCACUAAACGGCUGACUCUGAGCGAGAUCUACCAGUUCCUCCAGGCCAGAUUCCCUUUCUUCAGGGGUUCAUACCAAGGCUGGAAAAAUUCCGUACGCCACAAUCUUUCCUUGAACGAGUGCUUUAUCAAGUUGCCCAAGGGGCUUGGCCGACCAGGAAAGGGACACUACUGGACUAUUGAUCCGGCGAGUGAAUUCAUGUUUGAAGAGGGCUCGUUUCGCAGGCGACCUCGAGGCUUCAGACGAAAGUGUCAGGCUCUGAAGCCCAUGUAUCGGAUGAUGAAUGGCAUCGGCUUUGGCACCUCCAUCAUACCCCAGAGUUUCGAUUUUCAGUCUCCUUCAGCCUCAUUAGCUUGCCACACAAAUGGGUACAAUCUGGAUAUGAUGAGUAGUUCCAUGGCGGGCACAUAUGAUGGACUUAGUAGUGGCCACCAUGGACUUAGCAGUGGCCACCACGUUCCCCACAUGUCUCCUAACCCUGGCUCUACUUAUAUGGCGAGCUGCCCCGUGUCUUCGAGUGGUGACUACGGUCCAGAUAGCAGUAGUAGUCCUGUACCUUCCUCUCCAGCCAUGGCUAGUGCCAUCGAGUGUCAUUCGCCCUAUACCAGCCCUCCAGCCCAUUGGACGUCCACUGGAGGUACUCCAUAUAUUAAACAACAGGCACUGACAGGUAAUAACCCAUCAUCGUCCAGCAUCCACUCCAGCAUGCCCUCCUAUUCAAUUGAGCAGCCGUACCUCCAUCAAAACACAAGGGAGCCACCAGACUUGCCAGUAGGUUUGCCUCGUUAUCAGCACCACGCUCCAUCUAUGUGCGACAGGAAGGAUUUUGUACUCAAUUUUAAUGGCAUCUCCUCCUUCCACCCUUCUGCCGGCGGAUCUUACUACCAUCAUCACCAUCAUCACCAUCAAAGUGUCUGCCAGGACAUCAAACCUUGUGUGAUGUGAUUCAGUGACUCAGAUAACUGACUCACUUGACUAGCUAUAGGGAGUUAAACCUGAAUGCCCACUUACAGCAGCAAGAACAGCAGGACCUGCCACCCCGGGGCAAGCAGAGAUUUGUAACAUUAUCUCCUCAAAAGAGAAGCAUCAUAGCCAUGGCAUCUAAUGGACUUAUUUCUCCUGAGUUUUGCGGUCCUAUAAUCUGGCCAUAUGGUUUGUGGUCAGCACUAGUUCUGGAACUAGUCAUUAGCGUUGCCUGCAUCAUGGCACUGGGAAGAUGUCCUACUAGAAAUCCGUAUUCCUGGACUACUAGCAGAUAUUAUAACAAUUAGCUGUGGCAAUAUUCGGAUCUGCUCUCCGAAAUGCUUUAGUCCAGUCUUACAACCCCUGAGGAUUAAUAUGAUCAGCUCUUUAUCUAUAUAAAUGCUGGAACUACUGAGGCUUCUGUGAAUAAAAUAAUCAUGGAAAAAUCAAGUUGAUCUUCAUUAUAAUUCUGGGACUAAUUCUUCCUGCUACUGGCCAGUGGACAUAAUGUACACGUGUACUUAGUUCUGCUAUCAGUAUUUUUGCCUGUGAGUAUCGGGUCAGUUGUACUGAAAAUCAGGGUCACUGUUUUGGAACUAAUCCGAUCUUCUGAGGGCCUAUGAACAAUCUCUGUUUUGACUGAAAAGUAUAAUUAUUAAAGCAGACAUGUUGGGACUAGUUGUGAUCCUGAAAAAUAAUAAUAAUAACACGGUGUUAGAACUUGCUCGUUAUCAAAACAUCAAAACAAAUAUCUUCCGGUCAACGUUAUACCCAGUAAACUCCAGUAAGGCGCAGUAGCAAACCAGUAACUAGAAGUCAGAUCAGUUAUGUCUGGUACUUAAUCGUGGAAAAUCAGAUUUGCAGUACUGUAAUGCAUUAUCGCUGCACUGGAGCUAUCAGAUGCGAUGGAAUGAAUGGAAUAUAGGGCUGGAGAUAAAGCGCGCAUAGUGACCCAACAAUACUGAUUCAUUUGUGCAUUUGACAAAAAAAUGACAUACUGACCCAACAAUAAUAAUUCAUAUUGUGAGUUUGCACUGUGUGAGGGAGUGUUUAAAAUGGUCGUCAUUCCUCAUUGUCGAAAUGUCUUUCCCAGUUUUACUGAACAAAUGCAAGGAAUCACAGUGAUUAAAAAAACAACUGAAACUAACCAUAGGCAAGGUUUCAUAUUAACUUCUGAUAAAAGUACAUUUUUCAGCCAUAUUUGUCCAGUUCAUAUUACAUUGUUAUAAGUUAGGAUAAAAGUGACUUUCUCCAGCCAUACUUGUCCAUUUCAUAUUUCAUUGAUAUAAAGCAUAUUAGUCUGUAACAGUAUUAACUAUACUUUUUUUAAGUAGAGUGCAUUUUCAGUUUCAUUCUUGUAUGAACAAGCCCACCUUUUUGUAUCAGCACACUUAACGCUUUUAUCUUGCAGUUUGGGUAUAUUUGCACUUAAGUACUAUUUUUGUCAAACUAUUUUGAUGUACAAAAUUGACAAUAAAUUUGUAUCUGAAAGUUAAAAGUUUUGUAUUCCCUUUCAGUUUAGUCUGUAGAUUAACGCUUGAGUGCUGUAUACUUACAUAGAUCUCUCCCCCCUCUCUCAACUGACCCGUUCUUACUUUCAGGCCUGAUUUAGGAGUCCUUAUUUUUGGAGAUGCACCCCUAUUUUCAGGCUUGAUUUAUGCCUUCGCACAAUUUUCUAAAUCCCUGUCAUCACUUGUGAUUUUGAAGCAAUCAUUAAAAAAAGAGGACACACAUUUUACAUCUCCCUUUUCAUAAAUAAAAAUAAAUGACUUUGUGUUGGUGGAAUGUUAUGGUACAGUUGAUUAAAGUACAGAUUUUAAACGGA
Molecule: messenger RNA, 3637 nt
Organism: Protopterus annectens (West African lungfish)
Lineage: Eukaryota; Metazoa; Chordata; Ceratodontiformes; Protopteridae
Gene: FOXF2
Product: forkhead box F2
Exons: 2
Coding region: 631-1794 (387 amino acids)
Biological process (GO): animal organ morphogenesis; regulation of transcription by RNA polymerase II
Cellular component (GO): nucleus
Molecular function (GO): DNA-binding transcription factor activity, RNA polymerase II-specific; RNA polymerase II cis-regulatory region sequence-specific DNA binding
Source: RefSeq, a predicted model, not a curated record